This is a messenger RNA of Peronospora farinosa, 1164 nucleotides long. NCBI's taxonomy places the organism in Eukaryota, Oomycota, Peronosporomycetes, Peronosporales, Peronosporaceae. The record is from the annotation of a GenBank genome assembly.
AUGGAUUGUGAGACUGGUAAAGGGAGAACCACUUUACAAGGGAAGUCUCCGGGGAAUGUUGAAGCGACGUACCCCUUCCAAAUUAUCGCGAUGGACCACAUAUCAUCUCUCCCCAAGUCACAUAAAGGAAACACGGAACUACUGAUUUGGGUUGACCUGUUCACAGGUUAUGUGAUGGCUAAAGCAAGUGCGUCACGGACAGCACAGGCAGUAGCUGAGGGAUAUGAAGAAUGCGUUUUCCGCCGUUUUGGUGCCAGUGAGACGAUCCGUCACGAUCGGGAACCGGGGUUUAUGUCGGACUUCUUCCGAGCGUUCAGUCGUAUGGUGGGUCAACGGCAGAGAGCGACCAUGGCCUACCGGCCUCAAGCGAACGGCACUGCGGAGAGAAUGGUCCAGACUCUAACAAGAUCUCUAAAGAUGUACGUAGCCGACGUGGGACAGCGAGACUGGGAUGAAUACGCGGAACGUUUAACGUUCGCGUUAAACACGGCUCAAGACAGAGUACGGGAGGAAACACCGUUCUAUCUGGUACAUGGAUGGGAUGCUAGGACCACUCUUGAGACUAUGUUACCGGUGGUGAACACUCGACGUCGAGAAUCAGGACCUCGGAGAUGGAGAUAUCGGAUUCAGAGUCACUAUCAGCGAGCAAGGGACCAAGUCAACGAGAAUUUACGGGCGGCUAGUCAGGCUCGAGUGCAAGCGAAAAAUGAAGGGGUAGUCGACCACGAGAUUCAGUCAGGGGCCCGGGUAUGGCUAUACUUAGACCGAGUGAAGGAGGGGUAUGCCAAGAAAUUGGCCCACCUAUGGCAUGGACUGUUCCGACUCCAGGAGUUAGUUGGAGAUCAUGCAGUACGUCUGGAAUCACGAGGUACAGAAUACAGACUAUUCCCAAUCGUGCACAUCUCCAAGCUCAAGCCCGUCAGAGAGUUCCCUGAUCGGCCUAACAGCGAGCUGAAGGUGGAUGGAACGGAUCGAGUUGACUUCGACGAAUGUCUGCUACCAGAAGACAGCUGGGUGCGGAAAUUGGAAGAGGGCGAGUAUGAAGUCGAAGAAAUUUUAGAGAGUCGUACAGGCAAGAAGACUCGGUAUGGAAGGCAACAACGGAAUUCCUCGUGCAAUGGAAGGGACACCCUGACCCCUCGUGGGUGGACGAAGUGGAUCUGA